AUGGCGAAAAGUAUAUUCUUCGUAUGCCUACUGAGCAUCACCGCCCAGGCUUGGGGCGACAGCGAUGAUAAGUUUUUCAAGAAAUAUGCCAUGAUGAAGAUAUAUGAAAGUUGUUUCGGUCCAGAAGUGGUGAAACAAAUUCGCCAAGAAAUGAAGGACGCUUAUAUUAAAUGUUCUACACCGCCAUCUGUCGGUGAGGCGUUGAACGAUCGCAUACCAUCCUUUAUCCUGUCAAACUUAGGCUUUAACACGGAAGCGUCUACGGAGUCUGCAGCGAAGCCAACAGAUGGCGUUGCACUAAAAAAUGACCUACCUCAAGGACUAUUCCCCCAUAAACAAUUGCUUGCAAAUAAUCCCUUCAAACAAGCGCCGUUCCAGCAACCAAUGCCAUAUCCCACUCAAAACCAGUUCAGGCCAUUCCCACAACCAUAUUACCAAUUUCCAUUUAACCCAAUGUUCUAUCCACCUGGAGGCGUGCAGUACAAUCCGUACGCGUACCAACAACCGCAGUUCCAGCAAGGCUACUAUCAACCAUACUAUGCACAAAAUAACAGGAUGUCUCGCAAUGUCCGCGACCGUCUAGAUCUAGAACUGCUGUCAGCUAUGACCGGGCAAGUCAAGCGAGUCCGUAACGUCACAUGCGUGGUGCAGGAACUUGGUUAUAUUGACCAUAAUCUGGAGCCAAAUUACGAAGCAAUCACGAAGAGAAUAAACAGCCUGCCCGUACCCAGCGAGCUGAAGGCAGAUAUUCAGGAAGGCGUCCAAUUCUGUCACAAAUUCUCACAAUGUGUACCAGAGGUUGAACGUACUGCACCAUUAUCCCAAGAACUUAUCAAGCCCAUGUUCUUCUUCCGCUGCUAUAAGCACAAGAAAUUGGAAGCUUGUAUUAUGAAAGACAUCCGCGAACGAUUCGCAUCUGAAGACGAACUGGACACAGACACUGACUUCAGAUCACUAUCCAGGGCAGCGAGGUCAAUCCGGGACGAGCCACUCUCCGACCCGCGGAUAGAAGCUCUCGAUGAAAUGUCCGUAUAUCUCUAUGACUACCUUAGCGGUGGCACCGGGUUCGAUUACGACCUAUAUCUA
This is a messenger RNA of Brenthis ino (lesser marbled fritillary), 1086 nucleotides long. The record is from the annotation of a GenBank genome assembly. NCBI's taxonomy places the organism in Eukaryota, Metazoa, Arthropoda, Insecta, Lepidoptera, Nymphalidae.